Monoraphidium neglectum is the source of this 351-nucleotide messenger RNA. RefSeq lists its product as hypothetical. Bases 1 to 351 code for a protein of 116 amino acids. The record is from RefSeq and is a predicted model, not a curated record. The transcript has 3 exons. Lineage: Eukaryota; Viridiplantae; Chlorophyta; Chlorophyceae; Sphaeropleales; Selenastraceae.
AUGCAGAAAGGCUUUGAAAUCGGCCUGGAGGUCGGCCACUACGCCGGCUGCGUCCGCGCCUGGCGGGCUUUGCAGCAGGGCCUUGCGCCCGGCGCACUGCCGGAGCGCGCUGAGCGCGGGAUAUCCUCGUUGGAGGCGCUGGUGGCGGAGUACCCCCUCUACGACCCACAGGACGAGCGGCUGCACGACCUGCUGGAGGCCAUGAGGGCGCGCUUCAAGGCGGUGGUGGCCACGCUGGGUGCUGCGGCAGAGUACCAGACGGCGCCGGGCCAGCAGGUCGCGCCGCGGCACAACGUGGCGGGCCCGCCGCAGCGCGUGGAGGCGGGGCAGCUGCCGUCCCUGAGCUUCUGA